AUGAGUGCAUCAAGCUCUUCAAGUGUGGACGAAGUGUACCACAGGGCUGACCUGUGGAGCGACGCUGAAUGGGCCUUCCUACAAAGGCUCAGCGAGACCCCUGUGGUACCAACUAGGUUCGCCUGCAGGAAAGUUCUCUUUGAGAUGGGGAUCAGAGAUAGCCUCGACGAGUUCUCUGAAAAAUUGAACUUCAAAUCUCUUUCUUCAAUGGAGUACAACACUUACCCUUCCCUCACUAGGCAGUUCCUCGCGUCUACCUCCUAUCUAGUGAAGGAUUCUUCUGCUGGAUGGGGGAGAAUUUCGUUCAAGAUAGGGCAGAGUCACUACUCCUUGUCUUAUGCCAAGUUCCUCGCAGUAUACGGAAUAAUUGAUGACAUAUAUGGGACGACGCUGAUCUCAAAGGUCAGGAACCCGAUAGUCCGCUAUGCUCUGAGGCUCCUCAGCAAGUUCAUGUUUGUAAGGCUUCAGUCAUGCCUAGCCAAAGAAGAAGAGUUACGAAUGGUGUAUGGAGCCACCCAAAAAUGGCUAAACAACAGAUAUGGCAAGCCGCUGAACCGCCCCUGGAUGCGGCCAAAAGUAGGCUCCUGGUUACUCAACCAGAUUUUCAAAGCCAAGCACGACGCCGUUGCAAAUCCGGAUUAUCAGAUUUGUAUUGGCGGUUUGCCGACCCCCAUCUUUGCUGCCUGUGGGAUUGAUCUGAACCUACAUUGGUAUUUCCAACAUAUCUCCAAGAUGGACUUUGAUUAUCUGGUAACCACUCACACCUUAGCAGGAAGGUUGUACCCAAACACGUUAGUCUACCGUUAUAUGGAAGAUGAAGACACCCCAUUGUCGUGUUUCCUCCCCCAACUCAAGUACUCUACGGCUGAUUGUGUUAGAAACCUGCAGUUCUCGUUACCACGAGAUCAGGUGAUCAUUCUCCCUCCUCCUCAAAACAUUGUUCCUCAAUACAACUAA
Messenger RNA from Arabis nemorensis, 957 nucleotides. Lineage: Eukaryota; Viridiplantae; Streptophyta; Magnoliopsida; Brassicales; Brassicaceae. The record is from the annotation of a GenBank genome assembly.